GACGACAACCACGGUCGCCACAACACCGUCAGCAUUAAUCUACAGAGUAUCAGGGUCUGUAACCCAAAUCGGGAAGAUAAAGAUACCCCAGUGAAAGGGGAAAGGAAGGGUAAACGGGAUAAAAAAUCUCUUCCCUCACUGGAUCUUCCGCGGGGUGGGCGGAUGAGAGAAAAAAAUAAGAGAAACGAAGAGAAAAGAAAAUUAAAUUCAAGAUGGAAUACCUGAUCCGCUUCGCGCAGGUUCACGAAUCCUUUCGACUCCCUGAGAUCAAAGCAUUAGCAACUCUGGCAGGUGUUGAUCUGGAAGUUGUUUUUUAUGACCAGUUUUCACCAUAUUGCAUUAUCAAUCUAGAGAAUGAAGCAGCUGCACGCUCUCUCAUCGCGCGCAGCAUUCUUGCAAAGGAUAUCUUCGAGCUCUGGGGUCAAGGGACGAACUACGAGGAAGUCCACGCAGAUGUCCGUAGACGAACGGCUCACCGUUGGUCUGGAUACAAGGAUGUAUCUUUCCGCUUCACAGUCGAGUGUUUUGCAGGGAAGCGCAGACUUUCCUCCAAGCGGGAUAUCAUUCAAUCAUUCGCCUAUCUGGACUUCCAGGGCCCAAUCCAGCUGAAAGACCCAGAUGAGGACUUUUGGGUCAUGGAAGACUACGUAUCAGAUGUUGAAUCUGUUCAUGUAGGGAAGGAUCGGCCGCCACAAGAUGAAUCCCAGGAGCCCAAGAGGAUCUACUUUGGUCGUUGGCUGGCAGACAGCAGCCGGGAGAUUGUGAAUAAAUACGACCUAAAGAAGCGUCGAUAUAUCAGCACAACGUCCAUGGAUGCGGAACUGAGCCUAGUCACAGCCAACAUGGCCCUCGCGGCUCCUGGAAAACUCUUCUUCGACCCCUUCGUGGGAACGGGAAGCUUUUGCGUCGCGGCUGCACAUUUCGGAGCGCUGACGAUGGGUUCUGAUAUCGAUGGACGUAGCUUCCGGGGUAAAGAUAGGGGAGAUGGAAAGCCAAUGGGGCUGACGAUGAAUUUUCAGCAAUAUGGUCUUGAAAGCAAGUUCAUGGAUGCUUUCUCCUCGGAUCUCACACAUACACCCUUGCGCGAUUUCCAGUUCCUGGAUGGUAUCAUUUGCGAUCCUCCUUAUGGCGUUCGCGAAGGACUGAGGGUUCUGGGGACUCGGGAUGGAAGAGCUAAGGAGCCUGUUCUGAUAGAUGGAGUCCCUGCUCAUAUUCUUCCCGGCUAUAUCCCUCCUAAAAAGCCAUACGGCUUCGAGGCACUGCAAAAUGACAUCCUCAGCUUCGCUGCCCGGACCCUUGUCCCUGGCGGACGACUGUCUAUGUGGAUGCCAACAGCUGGCCAGGACGAGGUGGAACUGGCGAUUCCAAUGCAUGCAAACCUGGAAGUUGUCAGUGUCUCCGUACAACCAUUUAACAACUGGGCGCGACGACUCAUCACCUACCGCAGACUUCCCGAAGGAGAGUUCUCGGACAUCACAUUCCGGAGACAGAAAGGCGAUGAGCAGGGUGUCAACGCGGAUGAAUUGAAUGAAUUUAGACGAAAGUAUUUUGCCAAAAAGCAGGACAAAAAAGGACCCAAAUCUGGAGAAGGAAAGGCGUCAUGAUUAAAAAAAAAACUAAACAUUACCCAAGAAAUACGGUAUGAGGAUCAAUCUUAGAAAUGAAUAUUUACAAAUUCCCCUGCCGUCUCCGAUACACCGAGUAAUCCAUAUCCACAUCCAAAUCGAUCCCUUCCUCCUCUCGAACCCUCUUGACCUCCGUCUCCAUCUCCACCCUCAUGGCCCUCGCCAAUUCCUCUCCCUCCUCAUCGUCAAGGUCCUCCCUCUGCCCACGACCGAACAUGGCGAAGUUCGGCCUCGCAGCGGGACCGGGGACCUUUAACGGUGGUCUAGGGACGACAUGGAAAUGAACAUGGGGGACCACUUGAGCGGCCCUGGCGCCUGUAAUAAAAGAAAUAUCUGUUCCACUCACCAUUAUUCUGGACAACAUUCCAAUGAGGCUGCGAAUCAGCCCCGUC
Molecule: messenger RNA, 2017 nt
Organism: Monascus purpureus
Lineage: Eukaryota; Fungi; Ascomycota; Eurotiomycetes; Eurotiales; Aspergillaceae
Source: the annotation of a GenBank genome assembly